Strongylus vulgaris is the source of this 519-nucleotide messenger RNA. Lineage: Eukaryota; Metazoa; Nematoda; Chromadorea; Rhabditida; Strongylidae. The record is from the annotation of a GenBank genome assembly.
GCUAUUCGCUUAGCCACUCUAAACUUUAAUCCUCCUCAUCAUCGACCAAAUGCUAGAAGGGUCAUUGUCAUUAUCGCUUCUGCGUUUGAAAGUGGCCGAUAUAAUGAUCCCAUCGUAGCUGCAAAUACAUUCAAAGAAGAUGGAGGAAUCAUUAUCACCAUUGAAUUUGUGCAAGUUCACGGUGCUCCCGUUCCUUUACUAGAAACUCUUGCCAGUCCCGGUUAUGCGCUUUCGAAUCGUUAUGGCAAACUCCAGGUUUGGGACCUCCAUCGACUCUUCUGCAGAGCCAACUGUUUCUGCCCCGCAAACUAUAAACCGUUCAAGUUAAAGGGUGAUACUCCAUAUGGAGGAUGCUACAAAAUGUCAACACUCCCAUCGAUUCAGAUAGGCUCUAGGCAUUGUGGUCCACCACCUUACUGUAAUGCAAUAGUAGCACCAACACCAAGCAGCCAACAAGUACCUCUGCGAAUCGUCACUAAUUUUGUAAUGUGUUUGAUAGAAGAGGGACGAGGGAGCUGA